AUGAGAUCAUUGAGAUGCACCAUUCCUACAAACCCAUUUCUCAAAAUUCUCACUUUCUUCAUUCUACAAACGUUACCACUCAUAACACAAACAAAGAUACUAACUUUACCACUCAAAUCACAAGUUAUCUCAUCUGGGUAUCUUCCAAGACCACCAAACAAGCUUCGUUUUCAUCACAAUGUUUCUCUCACUGUCUCAAUUACUGUUGGCACCCCCCCUCAAAACGUGUCAUUAGUAAUCGACACAGGAAGUGAACUUUCAUGGCUUCAUUGCAAUAACAACACCACCACAAACCGGGUUUCACAAAACCCGUUUUUUAACCCGAAUUCUUCCUCUUCCUACAAACCCAUUUCGUGUUCUUCAUCAACCUGCACGACCCGAACCCGAGAUUUUCCUAUACCCGCUUCAUGUGACUCCAACAAUCUCUGCCAUGCUACUCUUUCAUAUGCAGAUUUUUCUUCCUCUGAAGGGAACCUUGCUUCUGAUUCAUUCGGGUUUGGAGGAUCCGAUAACCCGGGAACUGUAUUCGGAUGUAUGAAGUCAAGUGUUAGCACAAACUCUGAUGGAGAUUUUAAUACAACCGGGUUAAUGGGUAUGAAUCUCGGGUCUCUCUCUUUGGUUUCUCAGCUUAAGAUACCUAAAUUCUCGUAUUGUAUAUCGGGUUCUGAUUUAUCGGGUAUUUUACUUCUCGGAGGAUCCAAUUUCUCGUGGGUCGGGUCAUUGAAUUAUACUCCUUUGCUUCGAAUAUCCAUUCCUUUACCCUAUUUUGACCGAGCCGCUUAUACGGUUCGGUUAAUCGGAAUUAAGGUUUCGGAGAAAUUACUUAAUUUAUCAAAUGAUAUGCUCGCUCCAGAUCAUACUGGAGCGGGUCAGACCAUGUUUGAUUUAGGUACUCAAUUUACGUUUUUACUUGGGCCGGUUUAUAGUGUAUUGCGAGAAGAGUUUCUUAAUCAAACAAAUAGUACUUUGCGGGUCUUGGACAACUCAGAUUUUGUGUUUCAAGAAGCAAUGGAUCUUUGUUAUCGUGUUCCGUUAAAUCAAUCGAAGUUACCCGAAUUAUCAAGUGUGAGUUUAGUUUUCGAAGGAUCCGAAAUGAAGGUUUCGGGUGAUCAACUUUUAUAUCGAGUUCCAAAUCGAGUAUUAGGGAAUGAUUCGGUGUAUUGCUUCACAUUCGGGAACUCGGAUCUGCUAGGUGUUGAGUCAUUUAUCAUUGGACAUCAUCAACAACAAAAUAUGUGGAUGGAGUUUGAUCUUGUGCAAUCUAGGGUUGGACUGGCUCAUGUACGAUGUGAUUUGGUGGGUCAAAAAGUGUUGGGUAUGGUGUAG
Messenger RNA from Vicia faba (fava bean), 1326 nucleotides. The record is from the annotation of a GenBank genome assembly. Lineage: Eukaryota; Viridiplantae; Streptophyta; Magnoliopsida; Fabales; Fabaceae.